CGAAUUGGUUUCAACUUACAUCAAAAAAACAUGUAAACAUGGCAAUUUGAAUUUCGUAUUUGGAGUUCGAUAUCGAAGGAUCUUUCUACCACAGUAAACUUAUGAGGAGGUUUUGUGUUGGUAAAAAAAACCAAAGCUUUUUGGGAAAAGAUGAAGCAAUGUCCAAAGGCUAUGAAAGAGGAGCUGUGAAGAAGCAUUGAGAGAAGGGUUGAAAGAAGAAUGUUGAUUCAUCAUCUGCGUCCCUUUCCACUGAAUUCUCUGUCUCCUCGUUCUCUCACCAUCUCCACUGCUCUCUCUUCUUCUUCUUCUUCUUCAACGAAGCAACACAAGCUUUGGUCUGGUCUGGAAAGCUGGAGAAAGAGUCCUGUCAAUGACCUCCGUCUCUGGGGACCUACGGGUCCUCUCCUCCCUUCUUCCGACUCCGUUUCCGCCGACUUCUCCGCUCAGGUCUCGGCGGCGUCUUCUCUCGCCGAUCUCGGAGCUCUCGUCCUCUCAACCUCUGACCCUCUCUCCAAAUCUCAUAUCUCCCAUUUAGCUUUCUCGCGUUGGCGACGUGAGAAUCUCCCCGUUGGUUCAAUCUCACAUCUUCCUUCUUCUCCUGCUCGUCCUCCCAAACCACUCCUCGUAGCGACGAACGAAGUACCAAAUCCGAAAGAUUCGAAGCUUCCUCUCAAUGCUCAUAUGCUUCACAACCUCGCUCAUGUCGAGCUCAAUGCUAUUGAUUUGGCUUGGGACACUGUUGCUCGUUUCUCCCCUUUCUUCCACCUUUUGGGUCACAACUUCUUUGAUGACUUUGCUCAUGUUGCUGAUGACGAGAGUCGCCAUUUCUUGUGGUGUUCCCAGAGACUCGCUGAGCUUGGUUUCAAGUAUGGAGAUAUACCGGCUAAUAACUUGCUCAUGAGGGAAUGCGAGAAAACAUCCAACAAUGUUGCUGCUCGCUUGGCUGUUGGUGUAGACUGGUUUCUCUCUGUUUGUCAAAAGAUGAACCGUGCUCCUUGCCCUACAUUUAAAGAUCUGAUCAAAGAGUAUGGUGUUGAGUUAAGGGGCCCUUUUAAUCACUCGGCUCGGGAGGUGGCUGCCAUUCCACGAGAUUGGUAUGAUUCAUCAUGUGUCACAGAAGUGGAUAAAGGCGCUACCAUACAGGAUGACAAGGAGCAACUCUCUGCAGUUUACGAUAGGCUCACUCACAUAAUCGAAAUGGAGAGUGAGAAUUCAAGUCUCGAAAGGCCAGACAAAUGAUAUGAUGCGGUCAGAGUCAUUAUUUAAUGGCGUUAUAACUUAUGAAUGAGUGUCAGGCGUGGUUUCUUGGGAUCUGAAAGUACAAAUUAAUGUGUUCUCAUACGAAAUAGUUCAAACCUAGCUCUAGCUUAGAAUUUUCCUCUCUUAGUGCGGCUAUUGUUUAUGGUGAUUUCACGUCUUUGCUUCUUGUGCAUGCGUGACUAUCACAGUGGAAAUUCACAUGAGAGUUGAUCCAAGCAACCACUUUAUGUUAUAAAUUUGCUCGCAUCCAAGAGAGGUUCGAAUUUAACCGAGUACAGAAAUUUCGAAUUUGUCAACUUGUCUUCUUCA
Molecule: messenger RNA, 1569 nt
Organism: Camelina sativa (false flax)
Lineage: Eukaryota; Viridiplantae; Streptophyta; Magnoliopsida; Brassicales; Brassicaceae
Source: RefSeq, a predicted model, not a curated record